AUGGCGCUGCGGCCAGGAUCAGGUGGAGGCAGCAGUUUUAUGUAUCCUGUUGGAGGGGGCCUGGGACCGCCGCAAGGCAUGGCGCCCAUGCAGCAGCAACAGCAGGGCUACCCCAUGGUUCAGGUGAUGCAGCCUAAUAUGCAGGGCAUGAUGGGAAUGAACUUUGGUGGGCAGAUGCCUCCAGGUGCCAUGCCGAUGCAGGGCGGGAUGGCUAUCGGGAUGCAGACCCCCGGGAUGCAGUUCUUGGGCCAGCCACAGUUUAUGGGUAUGAGACCUGCCGCACCCCAGUAUACUGCGGACAUGCAGAAACAAAUGGCUGAAGAGCACCAAAAACGUCUGGAGCAGCAGCAGAAGAUGCUGGAGGAAGACAGGAAAAGAAGACAAUUUGAGGAACAAAAACAGAAGCUGAGGCUGCUCAGUAGUGUCAAACCGAAGACAGGAGAGAAGAGCCGGGAUGAUGCUUUGGAGGCAAUCAAAGGCAACCUGGACGGUUUCAGCAGAGAUGCGAAGAUGCACCCAACUCCAUCAUCACAGACCAAGAACCCAGACUCAUCGCCAUCACACCCGUCUGUCACCUCUCACUCCCUCCCCGCAGCUUUAACAGAAGACAAUGAUGAGUUUAGUGACUUUCAGGGGCCUUUAGAUGCUCCUGCCUCCCUCCCUUCCUCCUCCUCCUCCUCCUCCACCACUUCCUCCACCUUCGGGCUCUCCUCUUAUUCCCACGUCCAACCUCCCUCUUCCUCUACUAAGACAGGUUUCACUGUGGACGAUGACGAGUUUAGUGACUUUGUUCAGGGUCCUGCAAAUGCCUUCCCUUCCAUAAACUCCCACCUCUCCUCUCAGGCCAAAGUCCAACCAUCACCCCCUUCCUCCUCGUCCUCCAUCCCCCAGUCCCUCCCUGCCACUGUGUCCAUUCACACUGCCACCCAACACUCUGCUGUCAACAGCACCAGCUCCCAACCUACAUUUCAAGGCCCGUCCUUGGAAGAGAAGCUAUUCUCCUCAUGUGAUCUUACGGGUGAUAAGACGGCCCACGUUAGCUUUAAAUCCAAGCAGAGUAUGGCUGAAAUGGGUCCUAGAACUAAAGUUUCAGCCCAGUUUCAGUCCAGCACUAAAGCCAGGAACUGGGCUGCAGCCUCUGGGGACUUGAGUUCUGUCUUCGUCGCAGAAAGGCCACCCGUGGCUCCGGUUUCAGCACCCAACACCCCCCCAUCAGCCGCUGACUCAUCCCCUCAAACCAGUAGUGACAGUGCGGGUGUUGGCGUUUACCCACAACAAGAGCACAUUCAGCCCAUGCUGCCAGCCUGGGUUUACAACGACAGCCUUGUCCCAGAAAUGUUCAAGAAGGUUCUUGAAAUCACCAUGACCCCAGCAGGGAUAGACACAGCCAAGCUCUACCCAAUAUUAAUGUCAUCAGGUCUUCCCAGGGAAGCUCUGGGUCAAAUCUGGGCAACGGCCAACCGCACAACACCUGGCAUGCUGACCAAGGAGGAGCUCUACACUGUACUUUCACUAAUUGGUGUGGCGCAGAGUGGCCUCCCAGCAAUGAAUGUGGAAAUCCUCAGUCAGUUCCCUUCUCCACCAGUGCCCAACCUUCCUGCCCUGGCUAUGGCCAUGGUUCCUGUCAUGCCCCAGCACCCGCAGCCCUUGAUGACCCAGCCCCCUGUCUCCAUGGCCAUGCCCACGCCUGCACCACCAGUCAUGGCAAUGACACCCGCAGCAUCGGCUCAAGCACCCACAAACACUAACUUCAUUGCCAGUUUCCCUCCUGCACAGGCAACCAAAACCGAUGACGAUGAUUUUCAGGACUUCCAGGAGGCUCCAAAGCCAGGAGUAGGAGACCAGGCCUUCACUGAGUUCCAGGGGGAUUCUAGUGCAAGUUUUCCCACCAGCAUAGCAUCACAACACCAAAACAGUGCACCUACCAUGCUGACUCCAGUGUCUGGUUCCUCCUCUGUCUCCGUCACAUCCUCUGAUAAGUACGCUGUCUUCAAGCAGCUGUCUGUGGAUCAGCCUGCAGAGCCUACACCCCCUCCCUCAGAUAUUGGAGACAAAUACAGUGUGUUCAGACAACUUGAGCAACCAGCUGACAAGAAACCAGUCGGGGAAGGAUUUGCAGAUUUCAAGUCUGUCAGCGCUGAUGAUGGCUUCACAGACUUUAAAACCGCCGACAGCGUCUCUCCACUAGACCCCUCCGAACAAGCCAAGAUCUUUCAGCCUGCCUUCCCUUCUGCUUUCCCCAAUUCUCAGUCUCUACAACAAUUACCACAACAGCAGCAACAGCCAGCAGUAUCUCUUUCUCAGCCCAAAAACCCUCUCAACAUGGCAGACCUGGACCUUUUCUCUUCUAUAGCUCCCUCUGUUCCCGCCCCUGCUGAGACAAAACCUAGCACCUUCCCCUCUGUUUCUGUGCCCCCCUCGCUAGUCCUUUUACCAUGUGGAACGAAGCCCCCAGGGGGAGGGGCAGAUGACUUUGGUGACUUUGCCCUCUUCGGCUCCUCUUCUGAUGCUGCUCCGCCUUCAGCAGCUGGAGGAGCUGUGGCAGCGCCGCAGGACGACUUCGCUGACUUCAUGGCGUUUGGCAGUUCUGGUGGCGAGCCUAAAUGUGAGAGCAGUGUGGGGGUUCAAGGCGAGACCUCCGCUCAGCAGCGACCUCAGCAGAGCUCAGACAAAUAUGACGUGUUCAAACAGCUGUCUCUGGAGGGAGGCCUGGCCUACGAUGACACCAAGGAGAGCGGUGGAGGCUCCUUCUCUUCUCUCAAGAGUGACCCAGACGACUUUGCCGACUUCCAGUCCUCAAAAUUCUGCACAGCGCUCGGUGCCUCAGAAAAGACCCUGGUAGACAAGGUGGCUGCUUUUAAACAGGCCAAGGAGGACUCCGCCUCUGUCAAGUCCCUCGACCUCCCGUCCAUCGGGGGGAGCAGUGUGGGAAAAGAAGACUCGGAGGAUGCACUGUCAGUGCAGCUGGACAUGAAGCUGUCGGACAUGGGCGGAGACCUGAAGCACGUGAUGUCGGACAGCUCUCUGGACUUGCCGGGUCUCUCGGCCCACCAGCCCCCCGCUACAGAAGGAGACGACUUGAAAUUUGACCCCUUUGGGACAUCGGCCCUCAGCACCCUGACCAGCUAUGAUUGGUCAGACCGGGAGGAAACUCUUCCCACUGAGGUCAGAAAGCUGCAGUGCCUGGAAGGGGCAGCCCCUCCAUCUUUAGUCCUGACACAGAGGAGGGAGCUGACCUUUGGCAGCACUGAAAACAUCACAAGCACCUCAGUAGCAAAGAUCACCACCUCAUUCCCUGCCGAGGAUGCCUCAUCUACAGAUGACAAGUUUGAAGCCUUUGCUGACUUUGGCUCCAGUGACCAGGGCCGUGUUGAUGACGAGGACGACUUUGGGGACUUUGCAAGUACUGUUUCUGAGAAGUCUGACUCACCCGCCACCACUGCUGAGGCGGGCUCUGAGGGCAACCAAAAUGAAGCUCCUGAUGAGUUUGGUGCCUUUCAGGGAGACAAGCCAAAGUUUGGCAAGUCUGACUUCCUCAAGGCCAGUGCUCAGCCCAAAGUCAAGUCCAGUGAGGAGAUGAUUAAGAAUGAACUGGCAACCUUUGACUUGUCUGUUCAAGGCUCACAUAAACGCAGUCACAGUUUGGGCGAGAAGGAGAUCGGGCGUUCGCCCCCGUCUCCGGCUCCAGAGCAGCCCUUCAGGGACCGAUCCAGCACCCUGAGUGAGAAGCCCACCUUGCCUGUCAUCAGGGACAAAUACAAGGAUCUGACUGGGGAAGUGGAGGAGAGUGAGCGCUACGCAUAUGAAUGGCAGAGGUGUCUGGAAAGUGCUCUGGAGGUAAUCACCAAAGCCAACAACACCCUAAAUAGCAUCAGCAGCUCCUCUGUCUGCACUGAGGUCAUCCAGUCUGCUCAGGGCAUGGAGUACCUGCUGGGUGUGGUGGAAGUGUAUCGUGUCACAAGGCGUGUGGAGCUGGGCAUCAAAGCAACAGCUGUGUGCUCUGAGAAGCUGCAGCAGCUGCUGAAGGACAUCAGCCGCGUGUGGAACAACCUUAUGGGCUUUAUGUCACUGGCCAAGCUUGCGCCUGAUGAAAGCUCCCUAGAUUUCUCCUCCUGUAUUCUGAGGCACGGCAUCAAGAAUGCCAAAGAGUUGGCUUGUGGGGUGUGUCUACUCAACGUCGAUGCUCGCAGCAAGAACAAAGAAGAAAGCAGUUUUGGACGUCUGUUUAAACGAGCCUUCAACUCGGAGACGGACAACUUCAAGCUGCUUUACGGAGGCCACCAGUACCACGCCAGCUGUGCCAAUUUCUGGAUUAACUGUGUGGAGCCUAAACCCCCAGGCCUCAUACUGCCUGACCUGCUCUGAGCUUUUUGGCUACGGCUGCCAUGGCAACGGGGCAGGGGCUAAUCAACCUCAGAUAGGUGGAGGGGCCAGACAACUGGCACUGCACAGGCUCUCACCUUGGGCUGAGAGCGACAGAACAAUGUUUAAAGUCACCGAAUCCCUCUGUAUUUAUUAAUUAGUUUUUGUACUCUGAAAAUCUCCCUCUGUCAUGAUCCUGUGUUCAUGUGCAGAUUUAGUAGCUUGUUCAAAUUUAAAGCCUUUCUCUAAAUACUUAUCUGCUGUAUUAUUAUUAUUAUUAUCAUUUUUGUUAUUCCUGGUUAACUACCUAAAACAUAUAGGUCAGCUGUACAGGUCAUAUUUGAAUCUAUUACUAAUGAUGCUUUUAAGAAAUCAUUUUCACUGCAGAAAAAAGGUGAAUAUUGCAACAUAAUCACUCGUCAGUGACUGUAUUUAAAUUAUUCGGAGUGCAAUAUUAUUCAAAACACUGGCAAAGGAAGUCUGUAAACAUGUUGACUUUUUAAUAUCACUUGUUGCUUUGCUCCCAUUUGAGAGGAAUUUUAUUCAUCAUUCCCUUUUUUGUUCUACUGAACCUGAGCUGUUGAAUCAUAAGCCUAUUGUUGUACUUGAAUUACGUCUGAUCAAAACUCUGUGGCUGUUAUGGUUUUAAUAUCUUUUUGAAAGUCUUUCACACUCAAACUGUCACUUCUGGGCUGGAAGGCGAGGGGUCUACCUUUUUAUGAAUUGUGUUGAAAUAACUGCUUUGAAUGUCUUGCACUGUGUUGGAGGAGAUUUCAGCACCUCUUUGGGUAUUUAAAUUGUGUAUUUUAUAGGAAAAGAGUUGUGAUUUUGGGGACCUGAAGGGAAACUUUUGUUUUUCUGUUUUUUGUGUUGUGUGCAAUUACAUCUGAAAGUCUGGAAGAAGUCGACUGUGAUCUGAACUAAAAUUGCAGCAGCACUUUUUGUAUAUUACAGUGUCGUGCAGUAGCAUAAUUAUGACUAACUGUAAUGUUAAUGUGAUGUAAAUAAAUGAGUAUGCAUACUGUUCA
Messenger RNA from Scomber scombrus (Atlantic mackerel), 5390 nucleotides. RefSeq names its product synergin, gamma (gene synrg). The transcript is spliced from 23 exons. The record is from RefSeq and is a predicted model, not a curated record. Gene Ontology annotation, molecular function: protein binding. NCBI's taxonomy places the organism in Eukaryota, Metazoa, Chordata, Actinopteri, Scombriformes, Scombridae. Gene Ontology annotation, cellular component: clathrin coat of trans-Golgi network vesicle. The coding region runs from base 1 to 4365 and encodes 1454 amino acids.